AUGGCGCAAACACCAGAACAACGCAAGCGCAACGCCAAGUUUACUAAGGAGCAGAAUGCAAAGCGUGGAAAGCCAGCGCAGGAAUUGAAGAAGAAACAGGAGUUUAAGAGCCCUGUUAGCCCGGUAGUUCUUGGUAUUACCCUCCCUCGCCUUGCCGACCUGAACAUUGUAUUGUAUUGCAUUGCAUUGGGAGAGCGUAUACUGAUACUUGGUGUUGUGUUUAGGAGUUCUCGGAUUUGUUGUCUUCGGUGGUCUGAUAUUCGAAUUGCUCAGCAGGUUCUUCCUCCGGUGAGAGAAUGA
Messenger RNA from Cadophora gregata, 300 nucleotides. RefSeq lists its product as uncharacterized. The coding region runs from base 1 to 300 and encodes 99 amino acids. Gene Ontology annotation, cellular component: endoplasmic reticulum. Lineage: Eukaryota; Fungi; Ascomycota; Leotiomycetes; Helotiales; Ploettnerulaceae. The record is from RefSeq and is a predicted model, not a curated record. The transcript is spliced from 2 exons.